This is a messenger RNA of Lodderomyces parapsilosis, 696 nucleotides long. RefSeq lists its product as uncharacterized. The record is from RefSeq and is a predicted model, not a curated record. Bases 1 to 696 code for a protein of 231 amino acids. The transcript has a single exon. Gene Ontology annotation, cellular component: endoplasmic reticulum; endoplasmic reticulum membrane. Gene Ontology annotation, biological process: budding cell apical bud growth; 'de novo' protein folding. Lineage: Eukaryota; Fungi; Ascomycota; Pichiomycetes; Serinales; Debaryomycetaceae.
AUGAUUCAACCUAUCCUCUUGCUUGUUACAAUCUUGACUACAGUGCAGACAAAAUCUUCCUUAUUUCACCCACCUAAUAUCCAAGGCACAUGGCAAACUCAAAGUCAAUCAGUCAUCACGGGCUCCCAAUUCUUUAAACCGGAAAUUGAAUACCUAAUUGAGCCUAAUCAACCAGGAAUUGCAUACGCAUUUGACUUGACUACAAUGACUUAUGAAACUGCUCAAUACCUCGUUUUUGCAAAUGCUCAAAAUCAUUCUUGUGCUUCUGCUCAAUUAUUUUGGCAUCAUGGGAGAUUAAAGAUCAAACAACAUAAAGUGCAGGUCUCAAAUAAGAAGAAGCAGAAGCAGAAGCAACGUAAAAGUAGAGACGAGGACAAGAGUCGCGGUGAUGAUGGAGAGGAAGAGGCUCAAUUUACAAUUUUCCUUGAAUCUAUACCCGAUGACUCCCGCCAAUUGGUUAGUGAUCCAUGUUUGGAUGAAGGAACACUGACGUAUCAACGAUACAAGGGCAAUGUAAAGGAAGUAUGGAGUGGUGUUUACAAGUAUGAUGCGUAUGUCGGAAAGUGGUGUUUGAUCUUGUAUGAUGAGUUUGGUGACACUGGACGCAAAAUUUGGAUGUGGUUGAAAUCGAGAGAUGUUGAAAUGUUGCCUAGAGGAAGAGUUACCAGGAAAAAGAAGGUUUAUGUUGAUGCAUAA